UGCGCCUCGUCCGCCCCUGGCGGCGAGCGGGAAGCGAAACCGGCUCCGCGCGGUCUGCACCGGAGCUGAGUUUCACUUUCUGUCCGGGGGCAGAGCUAAGCGGGAAAUGAAAGCUCCGCUGCGUUGUGGGCGCUCCUCGCUGCCCUCUGACGCAGCCGGGAGGAGCGCGGCAAUCUCUCAGGCAGCGCCGCCGCGGCAGCCGCUCCCUCAGCGCUGCCCGCGGGACCGAGGUGCCCUUCGCGCUGCGGUCAUGCGCCUUCCUGGCUCGUUACGGCUGCAUGCGGCCCCGGGGGAAGGCUGAAGAUCCGCCGUGGCUCUGAGCGCUCGAGAUCCUGCAGGAACUGUCCUUCCGUGAUUGUACAUACAAUAUUGUUGAUGAGCCAAAGAGGUGAGCAUCAGGAAAGCAAGAAGGAACUAGAGACAUCACCAAGUGAGACCAUGAAGGCAGAAGAAAAAAGUUAUAAAGAAGAAGACAAAGCGUCAAAGAGUGAAGACUGGAGGCCACCAUCAGUCUUUGGUGCUGCCGACUUAAAAAACAGAGCUGUUGGACUGUAUAAUAUUGGACAAACCUGCUGUCUGAACUCUCUGCUCCAGGUGUUCUUCAUGAACAUACACUUCACAAAGAUACUGCGAAGGAUCUCAGUGCCAGUGUGUGGCACAGGAAAGAAGAAGAAUGUCCCAUACCAAAUGCUUUUGCUGCUGGAGAAGAUGCAGUGUGGAAAGCAGAAAGCAGUUCCUCCCAAAGAGCUUGCUGUCUGUCUUGCAGAACACAGAGUGACAAUGUUUGUACAGUAUGAUGCUGCACAACUCUUUCUGACUCUCUGGAACUUGUUAAAGAAACAGAUGAAAAACCCAGAGCUGGUUGAAAAGCUGAGUGAUUUGUACACCAUCAGUGUGCAGGAGCACCUGGCCUGUCAGACAUGCUCUUCUGAAACAAAGAGGAACAGCAGCAUGUUAACCCUUCCAGUCUCAUUAUUAGAUUCUGGCUAUCACAUGCUGAAGACUCUGGAGGAGUGCCUGCAGUGCUUUUUCCAUUCAGAAGAGUUGACUGGUCAAAACAUGUGUUUCUGUGAACACUGUGGAAAGAAAACACCGUUUCGGCAGAGCGUAAAGCUGGUCCACCUGCCACAGACUCUGACCAUACACCUAAAGCGUUUCUGCUUUGGAAGAUCAGCUUACAUCCACAAAAUUAGCAACUGUCUGCCAUUCCCACAAGACCUUGAUUUCAAUGCAGUCUUGACAGAACAGCAGUGCCAAGCGUAUGACAAUGAAAAGGCUACCUGGCAGUAUGAGCUCUUUGCUGUUGUUGCUCAUUCAGGAUCAACUAGCUAUGGACAUUACUGUGCCUAUAUUCGAAGUCUCACAGAAUGCAAAUGGUAUUGCUUCAAUGAUUCUCUUGUUGAACAGGUGUCAUGGGAUGAUGUUAGAAGUACCUAUGGGCAUUCAGACCUCAGCUGGGGACAAACAGCAUAUCUCUUGUUUUACAUGAAAAAACAUCCCCAGUAGCCUUACCUAGCUGUUUUCAGAAGCUGUGCCUUGCCCAUGGAGCUCUGCAUCUGCAAGCUAGAGUGGAUGUGUGCAAAUGCUCCUCAAUGAAGAACUACAUUCCAUCAACAACAUCUGCAUUCAGUUUUAAUUGUUUUUUUUUUCCCCCACAAAAGAAGUGCAGGACAAACUCAACUGGAGAAAGGACCUUAGAAUUAUUGCGUCUAGAAAUCUUUUCUUUCCUGCCAUGUGAUUAUAUAUUUAUUGUAUCCCUCAUACAUGCAUGAUUCUAUAUAUUAAUUUUCUCUUAAAAAAUAAUAAAGUUAGUUCUUUUUUCUGCUGACUUACCAUGCUGGUGCCUAGAUUCCAGUACAGAAGAACUUUUUGGUCUGAAAACCUGCAUGGUGUUCCAAGAGAGCACACGGUACGGCUGCAGAGCCAUGGCAGCUGUAAGACCAAAAAGCUUUUCAGGCCGUGUUUGAUGAUGGCAAGCUGGGCAAGGGACUCUGAAAAUCUUGAGGAACAGCUCUAACAGGGAUCAGGGCCCUUAUCACACAUGCAGCAGUGAUCACAGAAUCAUAGAAUGGUUUGGGCUGGAAGGGACCUUUAAGAUCACCUAGCUCCAACCUCCCGCUAUAGGCAGUGACACCUCCCUCUAGACCAGGUGGCUCAAAGCCCCAUCCAGCCUGGCCCUGAAUGCUUCCAGGGAGGGGAUGCUUACUCUUAAAAUACUGCAAGGAAAUGAAUCACUGAGGAAUUGAGAUGUAAUUGGAAGUUCCCAUGGGGAGACUACAUGGUUGGAGGCUUCCUAUCUGCUUUUAUCCUUUGUCUGGGAAUUGUUGAGAUAUAUAUUAAGAAUCUUUUCAGUCUGUAUGUCAAUAAAAAGAAAUCUCUGUUUUUUGUUUGUUGAAUUAAAUAGUAUGGUAUAAAUUCCCUAGCAAGUAACAUUUCUGAAUUGUUCUUGGUCUGGAUUUAUAUGUAUAUAUAUCUGAAAACAUAAAUUGCCUGGUAAGGGCUGCUCAGUUCCCACAGGUGAUGAGCAUGCCCCACCUCCAGCAGCAGCAUGACCCAACUACUGAACAUCUCUGUGGCCAUGGUGUUCCCUAAGGUGCUAGAAAUCAGGAGCUGUCAAGUCCCCGCUGUGGUGCUGCCAGAAGUGCAUGCUACACUUGCAUGUUUAAUACUGAUGAAGAAUAAGGUAAUUCUAACAAUUUGGGCACCUGAUUUCCUGUAUUAGAGGCUGGAACACCUCAGAGAGAACAGAGAUGACUUAAGAGAGAACGUGCUAUGUGAUCUGACCACAACAACUGGCUUUCUGAGCUUUCAGACAAGAACAGUGGCUGACAAGAACAGGGAUUUGGCAUCUUGCUCUAACCCUGCAGUCACCCUGAGCUCUCCACUCUCCUCUCUGGUGCUUGUCCCUGAGCAGAAGUGGUAAAAUGAGUGCUCUACUUGCUUCAGCACUGCCCAAGUUCAUGACAUGGAUUAAGAAACACGGAGACCAGUUCUAGUUCUCUUUAUUAUGGCAGGUCCCCAAAAACUGCAAGUCCCUGAGAUCUGCACAGUUGAAGUAUAAACUAUUCUGAUCAUCAUAUCAGGUGUAUUUGAAGUCCUGAAUCAGCACACUCUGAGGUUAGAGGAUUCCUGGCCCCUAACCUUCCUUAUGCACCUGCUGGUGUAGCUUGGGCAAGGACCUAGCCUGGGGGCCUGAGUUCAAAGGCAGCCCCCAAAACAAAGGGCGAAGGUUCCAAAUAGGGCUUUCCACAGCUCUGUCACAGAAUUUGGGUGUCAGAUCCAAAAUUACAGCUGCCCUGUAUCAACUCUGCUCCCGAACAUUGCGCUUGUGAGAUGAGGAGAGGAUGAAUCAACUUCUGUGGUCAGCCCCAAGGCAGGGGAAAGGAGGUUGCAGAGCCUGUCAGUGCACCUGCGGCCCUGACCUGUAGGCUUUAUUGCUCGGUGUGAGGCAAUUACAGGUUGGAUAAGCAUCAGUGCAUCAUGUAGUUCUUACAGGUGUGGAGCACACACAGCAUGCAGGGGCUUGAUUAUGGAGAGAAGGAGAUACUGUGCAUUUUUUAGGAUGAAAAUGAUUAACUUGUCUAGUUCUAAAUAGCAUG
Molecule: messenger RNA, 3599 nt
Organism: Lagopus muta (rock ptarmigan)
Lineage: Eukaryota; Metazoa; Chordata; Aves; Galliformes; Phasianidae
Gene: USP18
Product: ubiquitin specific peptidase 18
Exons: 11
Coding region: 376-1506 (376 amino acids)
Biological process (GO): protein deubiquitination
Cellular component (GO): cytosol; nucleus
Molecular function (GO): cysteine-type endopeptidase activity; cysteine-type deubiquitinase activity
Source: RefSeq, a predicted model, not a curated record